AUGAAUUCAUCUAUUAUUUAUAAAAGAAAACGAGCUUUAAUUAUUGGCAUUAAUAAAUAUCCUUGUCAUCCAUUGCACUAUUGUUGUAAUGAUGCUACUGAUUUACAUACAAUUCUUCAACAUAUCGGUUUUGACACCUUUUUGGGUUUAGAUUGCAGUCUUGAUGAGUUUUUACAUCAAAUUAAUAGAUUUAUUGAGACAAUUGAACAUGAUGAUUUAGUAUUGUUUUAUUUUGCCGGUCAUAGUAAACACAAUGGUGAUGAAAAUUAUUUAUUACCAUCAAAUUAUGAUUAUAAUUAUCUAACAGAUGAACAUGAUUAUAUAAUACAAUAUGCUAUAAAUAUUAAAUAUAUCAUGAAGAAAGUAUAUGAUAGACAAUGUCGGAUUUCAAUCUAUCUAUUUGAUUGUUGCAGAUAUAUCAGACGAACACGACUAAUCAGUAGAAAUGAAGGAUUAGUACCAAUCAUACCACAACUACAAAGUCUAAUUGUAUUUUCUUGUACACCUGGUAAAUUAAUUUUAGAAGAAACACAAAAUAAUAGAAAUGGUUGUUUUAUGGAAAAUUUGUUAAAAUAUAUUUCAAUGCCCAAUAAAGAUAUCGAAGAAAUAAUAAUGAAUGUUAUUGACAAUGUUAAUCUACAAACUGAUGGUUUGCAAUUACCUCAUCGAAUAAGUUCUCUCACGAACAAAGUCUACUUUAUUACAAAUAAUAAUCAAGAAAAAGUGAUAUGUUCGAUGAACAUUCAUAAAAAUACGAAAUGGAAACAGUAUGGAACAAUUAUUGCUGGAGGAAAUGGGCAAGGUAGUGAAUUGCAUCAACUAUCGCUUCCUGUUAGUAUCUGCAUUGAUAACGAUAAUCAAGCCAUUUAUGUUGCUGAUUGUUAUAAUUGUCGUAUUAUGGAAUUUAAAUGUGGUACAACCAAUGGUCGAGUUGUCGCUGGUGGAAAUGGAUAUGGAAAUAGAAUCGAUCAGUUGAACCGUCCAUCAGAUGUGAUUAUCAACCGAAAGAAUGAUUCACUUAUCAUUUCCGAUCAAGAAAAUAAACGCAUAGUACGAUAUUCUCGUCGUAAUAAUAUAAACCAACAAAUAGUUAUCUCAAACAUUGACUGUGGAGGUCUAGCAAUGGAUAGCAAUGAAGAUCUCUAUGUUUCUAAUUGGAAAAAGAACGAAGUAAGACGAUGGAAGCAAGGUGACAAAAAAGGAACAAUUGUAGCUGGUGGAAAUGGAAAAGGCAAUCAUCUUCACCAACUUGAUUCGCCUACUUAUAUCUUUGUCGAUCGAGAUUAUUCAAUUUAUGUAUCAGAUACUUGUAACCAUCGAGUGAUAAAAUGGUUGAAUGGUGCUAAACAAGGAAUUGUUGUUGCUGGUGGACAAGGUCAAGGAGAUAGUCUCACACAAUUAUAUCGUCCUCAAGGAGUGAUUGUUGAUCAUAUGGGUAAUGUCUAUGUAGCUGAUUCAGGAAAGAAUCGAAUAAUGCGUUGGUGUGAAGGAGAUAAAGAAGGUUCGAUUGUUCUUGGUGGGAAUGGAUGGGGACAACAAGCAAAUCAAUUCAGUGGAACUGUAAAUUUAUCAUUUGAUGAAGAAGGAAAUCUCUUUGUUGUGGAUUAUUAUAAUCAUCGAAUUCAAAGAUUUGAGAUGGAUAUCGAUUGA
Messenger RNA from Adineta steineri, 1650 nucleotides. Lineage: Eukaryota; Metazoa; Rotifera; Eurotatoria; Adinetida; Adinetidae. The record is from the annotation of a GenBank genome assembly.